UAAAAAAACAUAGAAAAUGCAUCAGUUUAAAAAUAUUAAUUAUAAAAAGCCAAAAUAUAUAAAACAAAGUAUAUAUAAAAACAAGUUGAAUUCAUUUGGAGAGCAGCAGAUUGAAGAAAAAUUAUUACACUUGUUUGCCAACCAUCUCUCUUGGACUCUGGGCGGCUUUCAACAUUAAGUUGCCACUUUCAUUAAAAAAUCUAUUUCAAACAGGCUGUUGCAGACAUCCAAGUUUAGGUUUGGAGAAAUCGGUGCGAGAGAGCACAGUUAAGCCUGGUUUAAAAGAGAAGGGUAUAAAAUUCGCCACAAAUGAUGCAAAGGCGCUGGCUUCAGCUCUCAUUAUUCCUCAGCCUACUCACCUCUUUCGGCGUUGGAGGAAUUCUAUUUCUGUUCUAUUCUAUUCUAUUCUAUUCUAUUCUAUUCUAUUCUAUUCUAUUCUAUUCUAUUCCUCUUUCUCUUUCACAAAAUGCACACAGUCAGAAAGGGUUAAACGGGCUCAGUUUUCCUGAAGCCAAAUUUUGGCUCACGAGGGCCACGAAGCGUCUAAUCUAGGGACGCCACACGCGUCGCCUUCCGAACAGCAGAUGGGGGGAGGCGGCGGCGGUGGCGGUUCACUUGGGAUCGAAACACGGAGAAACGCCCGGCGAAAUAGAUGCCCUUUUCUCUCUGACUUCUGUUAGAAGAGAAGGAAGAAGCUGAGGCGGCGGCGGCGGAAGCAAAGGGGCCGAUCGCUUCGCAGCCGGGGUGGUUGCCCGGACUCCCUCGCCUGCUGUCCUCACAGCGCCGCCACACACAAGGGCGCCUCCCUCGAGGCUUCGGAGGCCGAGCCAUUUCUUCCUGCCGCCGCCUUGAGGCGCUUUUGCGGCGCGGAGGCUUCUUCCUCCAAAGGCCGCGAGGACGGGGCGCAUAAAGAAAGGAGCUUUAUUUCAAGACCCUUACUAAGCAAAAACAAAGGGAAGUGAUGGAGAAGAAUGGAAACAAUCCGAAACUUCGGGUUUGUGUUGCUACAUGUAACAGAGCAGAUUAUUCAAAAUUGGCCCCAAUCAUGUUUGGCCUUAAAGCAGAACCACAGUUCUUUGAACUGGAUAUUAUAGUUCUGGGCUCUCAUCUGAUUGAUGACUAUGGCAAUACUUACCGUAUGAUUGAACAAGAUGACUUCGACAUCCACAGCAGGUUACACACAAUAGUCAGAGGGGAAGAUGAAGCCGCUAUGGUGGAAUCUGUUGGUCUUGCCUUAGUCAAGUUGCCUGAUGUGCUCAAUCGCCUGAAACCUGACAUAAUGAUAGUCCAUGGAGACCGGUUUGAUGCUUUAGCGCUAGCUACGUCUGCUGCCUUAAUGAACAUUCGAAUUCUUCACAUUGAAGGUGGAGAAGUCAGUGGGACCAUAGAUGAUUCCAUCAGGCAUGCCAUUACCAAGCUGGCUCAUUACCACGUGUGUUGCACAAGAAGUGCAGAACAGCAUUUGAUCUCUAUGUGUGAAGACCAUGACCGCAUCCUUCUAGCAGGAUGCCCUUCGUAUGACAAGUUGCUGUCUGCCAAAAAUAAGGAUUAUAUGAGCGUUAUCCGGAUGUGGUUAGGUGAGGGUGUAAAACCAAAAGAGUAUAUAAUCGCUUUGCAGCAUCCUGUGACCACAGACAUUAGACAUUCUGUAAAGAUGUUUGAAUUGACUUUGGAUGCCCUCAUCUCUUUUAACAAGAGGACUUUGAUUUUAUUCCCAAAUAUUGAUGCAGGGAGCAAAGAAAUGGUUCGGGUAAUGAGGAAGAAAGGUAUUGAGCAUCACCCAAAUUUCCGCGCAGUAAAAAAUGUUCCCUUCGACCAGUUCAUCCAGCUGUUGGCUCAUGCCGGUUGCAUGAUUGGGAACAGCAGCUGUGGUGUACGAGAAGUUGGGGCAUUUGGAACGCCAGUCAUCAAUCUUGGAACACGCCAGAUAGGGAGAGAAACAGGAGAGAAUGUCCUUCAUGUGCGGGAUGCUGAUUCCCAAGACAAGAUACUUAGAGCUUUGCACAUCCAGUUUGGGAAACAAUACCCUUGUUCAAAAAUAUAUGGCGAUGGAAAUGCUGUUGCAAGAAUUCUGAAGUUCCUUAAAUGUAUUGACCUUGAGGAACCCCUUCAAAAGAAAUUCUGCUUCCCCACUGUAAAAGAAAGUAUUUCCCAAGAUAUUGAUCAUAUCUUAGAAACCCAGAGUGCACUGGCAGUGGAUCUGGGUGGAACGAAUCUCCGAGUAGCAAUUGUCAGCAUGAAGGGUGAAAUAGUUAAGAAAUAUACACAACUGAAUCCUAAAACGUACGAGGAUAGAAUAGAACUGAUCCUUAAGAUGUGUAUGGACGCUGCCUUAGAAGCAGUAGACCUGAACUGCAGAAUUCUGGGUGUAGGCAUUUCCACAGGUGGGAGAGUAGAUCCCCGAGAAGGCGUUGUUCUUCAUUCCACAAAACUCAUUCAGGAGUGGAACGCUAUUGAUCUGCGGACACCGAUAUCAGACGCCCUGCAUUUGCCAGUCUGGGUGGAUAAUGAUGGCAACUGUGCGGCGUUAGCGGAGAGAAAAUUUGGACAUGGGAAAGGAGUGGAAGACUUCAUAACUGUUAUCACUGGCACAGGUAUCGGUGGUGGCAUCAUUCAUCAAAGUGAAUUAAUUCACGGCAGCUCUUUUUGUGCUGCUGAGCUUGGGCACAUUGUGGUAGCAAUGGAUGGACCAGAGUGCCUGUGUGGGAACCAUGGCUGCAUAGAAGCCUAUGCUUCUGGGAUAGCCUUGCAGAGAGAAGCCAAGAAAUUACACGAUGAGGAUUCAUUAUUGAUUGGAGAUAUGUCUAUGAAAAAAGAAGAUACAAUAACUGCUGCACAUCUUAUUCAGGCAGCUAAAUUAGGAAACCCAAAAGCUGACAAUAUUGUUAGAACAGCGGGAACAGCCCUGGGCCUUGGAAUCGUUAAUGUUCUGCACACCAUUAGCCCUUCCCUGGUGAUACUGUCUGGCGUCUUGGCCAGUCAUUAUGUCAAUGUUGUCAAAGAUGUGAUCCGUCAGCGAGCGUUAUUCUCUGUCCAGGCAGUGAAUGUGGUUGUCUCAGACCUGAGCGAUCCUGCCUUGCUUGGAGCCGCUAGCAUGGUUCUGGAUUAUACAACACGCAGGAUAUGCUAAACACCUGGGGGAAAAGUAGAAAUCCUUACGAAGUUUAUAACAGGAAAAAUAUUUCCUACUGAUGUUGGAGGUUUUUGGGGUUGUUUCAGAUGAUUUUAUGGAAACCUCGCCAUAAAAAUUGUUCCCUUCCUUUAUUUAAUUGCUACUUUUAUAUGUUGGAAGAAACACGGCUCAGAAGAGGACUCUCUUGUAGACAAAAUGAAAUUAAAUACUUCUUGGGAGCUACAAUUUGUAAAAUGUUCUUCUGAAUGUUCUUCUUCCUAAUGUAUUUUCAAAUUGUUUUUCUCAGUAGGUGGUAAUUUCAGUAAGCAGACCUUUGUUAUGCAAGUACAGAAAUAUCCCUGACAGAUAUAUGUAACCAUUUCCAUCUCUGCAGAGCUGGGCAGGUAUGAUCUCUGUGUGAGAGAAAUUGGAAACAUCUCACAGUAAAAUACCCAGCAUUAUGAUGUGAUUAUCAAUGAAUACAUUAAUUAGAAUAUAAUCCUUAUUAGGAUGAUUACAUAUGCUGCACAUGUUCACUUUCAAAGUGCUUUCCUUACAGAAAUGCCCUUCAGUAAUACUGAAUUAUAGAAUGAUCGUAACUGUCAAUUCUGUUGGCCAGCAGUUACGGCAGCUGUAAUCUAGAACCCCCCAAAAGGCACAUGUUUGGAGACAUACAGUGUGCUAGGAUGGAGAACAAAAUGUAUGCUUUUUCUCUCUGUUAACAAUAGUCAUAUUUUAUAUACAUCCUCUGAAUUGUGAUUCCUACCACCUGGUUUUCAUGUUCUUUGCUGUAAAUAAUUGAGUUUUGAAAAUACAGGGUGUAAAAAGUUAUCCAUGUGAAACAAAGUAAGAUAGAUUUCUGUAUGAAAGUUUGAGCUCCUUCUCCAAAUUCAACAAGCACUUUUGGUUCUUUUAGCUGGCUUUAAUAUGUCAAAUGUCGUACAUAUUCUUGUAUUCCAAAGGAAUAUUUACCUUUUCCUAUUUUGUCCUAUUUUGAAAAAUAUUAUGCAGUAUACAUAUAUUGAUUAAAAUUCUGCCCCAAGCCAAACAACCAUCUUGAGUAUUAAGUAAACUUUUCAUUUCCAUAUUCUUCCUGGAAUUAUACAAGAAGGGAAUUUCCAGACCUUGGCUGCCAUUGAACUACGGGAGUGAGUUGCCUCCAAUGCAAGCCUACCGAGAGAAUCGAGCAAUUAAUAUAAAUACUGUAGCAGAGAGUUCAGUUUAAAUGAAGAGGGUCCAUUUUCAUCCUGAAACAACUGCUACUUUGAAGGAAGCUUGAGCAUCUGAAUAGAUUUUGAUUGUAUAUUUUGUUUUGGAGUUCAAAGGAGCAUUUUGCAAAAAUACACAACUUAGUUUUCAGCAAUUCUCUUAGGAGUGCUAAAUCUCACCCUGGUUUUCUGUAUGAAAGAAAUUGGAAAACACAUGAAAUGGCGUUGUUGUCAGUUUUGUUCAGUUAGGCAAGCGGGAUGAAAACAAUGACAAUAGUCUUGAAGAAAAAUGAAAAUCCAAUUCCCAUGCCACAAACAUCUUUCAGACUGGAACAGAUUGCUAACAUUUAAGGCUUUCUCAAAUUGAAUCUGCACCUGAAGAGUAAAGGAAAAAAGUAUACAUUUUACUAACACUUCUUCCUGCAACUACAAGUUGGUAAGAAAAAAAAAAUGAAUUGUUACAAGUACCCUGCACUGAAGCCACCACCAAUCUAAAUGUAUUGUUUGGGAUUAUGCUUGUUUUCUUAACCUGAACAAGUUGUGCGUGCAGUUAAGCUCAGCAUUUGGGACAUUCUAGGCAAGGGAUGCAGAAGAACAGCCUUACAGAAACAGAUCUGACUUUCCAUGUCCUCUUGGAAGCCUAAUCCACUUAGUAAACUGAGUUUCAUCAAGCCAGUUUCUUCUCCAAAUAAUGCUCAACUGCCUUAAAUAUUUAGUGUGUUUUUGGCAAAGACAAGUUCUUUAUUUUUGUGCAUUCUUACAAGUUAUCCCAAAAUAGUGAAGCUGUCAUUUUGGGGGUGGGUUUUUGUUUGUAAAAUAAUUUGCUAUUAGAUAGAAUGGAAAAGGAAUGUAGUGCUAUGCUCACUUGGCUUUUAAACCAUGAAAGAAACAUCCAAGUUCAGCACUAAAUGAUAAUGAUAUAGUGCAAGUAGGGCUGUUGUGGCUUCAGUUUACUGCUGGUGAGACUUGUAGACUUUUUUCUUGGGGCUUUUGCUCUGAGCAAUGCCAAUCAUCUUUGGGAGGACAGAAAUUCCUAAAGCUCCUAUCCCAAGAUAAUAUACUAUAUUGUCUAAUAAUUCCCAGAAUGCCCCAGUAUACUAGCUUCAGUCUGAAAGAUAUGUAACGAUACCAUGUUGUCUUUAAUUGCUAAUCUAGCAGAGAUAAAUCUCAUCAGCAAAGGGCAUUGCUGCACCUCUAAACUAUGGUGCAGAUGUCUUUAUGUGUAAGUAACGUUCAUUUUAUGUGGUUAGUAACUGUUAGUACUGAAAUUUUAAGAGGCUCUUUGCCUGCUUUAUUAAAUUCGAUAAGUGUUAGCUCAAUUGUAUAUUCAGUUUGAUAAGCACCAGUGAAAAAGAUUUACGAUUCCCAGUAGCAUUACUUUAAAAGCAAAACUGUCUUUAAUUGAAUAGUGAUCUUAAUAUUUGUUACUUAGUUCAGCAUAGCUCCUGCAUCAUCACUUUAAUUGGGAAAGGAAGACAUCUUUACAUCUGCCUAUGUUGUAUGUAUAAAAAUAGUUUCUAUUUCUUGUUGGCAUGAAAAAUAUGGUUUUCUCUGUUGCCUUAUUAAAACAAUUAGUUCUGUACGUUCUGUUGUCUAAAUGUUGUUAGAUCUAAGUGACUUCAAGCUAAACAUCAAAGAUUUAAAUAAAAAAUAAAAUUAUGUAUAUAUCAAGUUUC
Molecule: messenger RNA, 5996 nt
Organism: Crotalus tigris (Tiger rattlesnake)
Lineage: Eukaryota; Metazoa; Chordata; Lepidosauria; Squamata; Viperidae
Gene: GNE
Product: glucosamine (UDP-N-acetyl)-2-epimerase/N-acetylmannosamine kinase
Exons: 12
Coding region: 962-3130 (722 amino acids)
Biological process (GO): UDP-N-acetylglucosamine metabolic process
Molecular function (GO): N-acylmannosamine kinase activity; UDP-N-acetylglucosamine 2-epimerase activity; hydrolase activity, hydrolyzing O-glycosyl compounds
Source: RefSeq, a predicted model, not a curated record